AUGUUUGCCACAUGUUACUCCACUUGUCAAUCUGGAAAUUCUUCAUCAUCAUCAACACCUGAGUUUAGGAGCAAUUCUCCUGUCAUGUUAAUGGAUAGUAAAGCAGUAUUCCUUCAUGUGGUGAAGUGUUCCUGCAGGUUUUUGCGUCGUUUGGAGCAGAGUUUGAAAAGACGUGAGCGCCUAGUGAGUCAAUCUGACAGUUAUGGAGAUGAUGAUGAUGGAUGUGAAGGCUCUCCACCAGUGAUGUCACCACUUCUUCCUCAUCAGUCUGCUCUCCAUGAAGAAUUCAAGAACAGCUCAUUAGGGCACCUUCGACAUCAACCACAUUUGGCACGUGCUCGUUCCUCAAGCAGACAUCGUUUAGGGUCCAAACAAAAGCAUACAGGUGAGUUCUUAAUUCCUUAUGAAGAACAAAUGCAAUGGAAAGCUGUUAAAGUGGCAGAAAACAAUGGACAGGUUGAAUAAUGAAAGAUUAGUAAGAGGUAUGUAAUAAAUUGUCUGAUUAUCAGUCUAUUUGACGCAGAAUUUUAAAACAAGUGAAAAAAAA
Molecule: messenger RNA, 547 nt
Organism: Gryllus bimaculatus (two-spotted cricket)
Lineage: Eukaryota; Metazoa; Arthropoda; Insecta; Orthoptera; Gryllidae
Source: the annotation of a GenBank genome assembly